UCUAAUGUAGCAGCGUAACCCCAGCCGCGGCGGCAGCAUGGCAGACGAUCUUGGAGACGAAUGGUGGUUGGAUACCGACAAAACUGGAGGACAAGAUAUAGAAAUAGAUGCCACGCCUGGAACCUUACAAGAACUCAAGAAAACAUCAAGUCUAACAAAGGCAAAUAAAGAACUAAACAAAAGGAAACACCCUCCAACUUCAGCAGAAACAGAAGAUGGAGAAAAGUCAAAGAAAGCAAAGAAAAAACGAAAGAAGAAAAAUUUGAGCUCUCAUUUAGCAUCAAGAGGUGACCAGCCAGGAACAAAAGAUGAUUUACAAGUAUCCAUGGCAACAUACUUCCAUGAGAAAUUAUCAACCAUUGAAAUGGAAGAACUUAUUCUUGAUGACGACUGCUUUCUGCAGCUCAACGGUGACGGUGCUCCUGUAUCAGAGUAUUUAUCAAGGAGAAUACCCACAUGGACGGACAUGGUUGAUGAACAUAAGAAGGAGAAGACACCAAACCAUUCUUGUAUCGUCCUGCUUCUCACCUCUAGUGCUAAAAGGGCAGUAGAUCUGAAUAGAGAUACGCAGGCCUUCAAGGGGACUUGUGUCACAGCGAAGCUCUUUGCCAAACAUUUACGAAUCAGUGAGCAAGUGAAAUACCUUCAGAGUCACAGAGUCCAGUUUGCCGUGGCAACGCCUCAUAGAGUCUCCAGUCUUCUUGAAUCAGGAUCAUUUAAUGUAGAUGAUAUGAAAUACGUCAUCCUGGAUUGGAACUGGCGGGAUGCUAAGCUCAGAAAGUUUGUGGAUAUCCCGGAAUUGAGGAAAGACCUCUUUGAUUUGUUGAGAAAACAUUUAGUACCGGCAGCCAACAAGGGACAACUCCGCUUUGGAUUAUUUUAAAGGGGCACUCUUGGAAAGCAUUCUAUCAUCUUUUUUUGUCAGACAAGUAGUCAGAUUUGACAACCUACCUUUGUCUACUCUUUGAUUGGCUGAGUGCACUCUUUGGUAACUGUCCGAAAAAACAUCUGACAAGUCCUAUCUUGAAACGUUCCCCACGACCUUACGGCAUGCGCCUGUAAUCCAAGCUAUAUGUUGAUACAGAGGUUUGAGGUACCAGCCUUAGUCACUUCUACAGAUGUUAACAUCUAAGAUCGGUCCCUGACGUAAAUAUUCCUAUCUGAUUACAUGUCUGUGAAGUUACAACACACACAUGGUAUAGGUGAAUUGAUCACUGUGCUGCAUCUUCCAGUCUUUAUCAGGUUGUUGAGGAAGGAUAUGAAUGUACGUCAAGUUUAGAAGGUUUACUGCUAGGUAUUACUCCCCAGAUGCCUAGAGAUACAAAAUAUGGCAUGAAACAGGUAAUGCUUUUAUAAAUAUUCAAAAUCAGAAUAUAAGGAAAUAUGGUUUUAACUCUUUUAUUUGGUAAAAAUGUCAGACUAACUUCUAACAAAAGUCGUAUGAAAGUAACCCUAAUGGUCCCAAGGGAUGGGGAGGGAGGGGGGGGGGGGAUAAUGCGCAAUGAGUCUAUAAUGUAGAAAACUAAUUUCACAAGUUUUCAUGGCUUUUACAGCCAAAUUCUAAAAUCAUGCAUAAAUCAGCAUUAUAAUCAAUUCAUAUAAAAUGUAAAGAUAAGAUGUAUUAGUAAAAUUUAGCUAUGCAACUUGUAGAUUAAGCCAUCACCUACCAUCAUGCAAUUUAUUUCUAUGACCAUGCAAUGCUUGGGCAAGAUCGGGGGGGGGGGGGGGGUGGGGGAGUAAAGUAUACCCAUGGAUUAUCAUAUCCAAUAAUUGUUGAAAUGCUUAGAUUUUAUGCUCAUGUGAUUUAUUACAAAUUGGAUUGCAGCAAUUGCACAGUGUGAGACAAUCUCACUAUGAAAAGAUGCUAACAAUGCUCUAAAUGGGACUGCCAUUGUUUUGACAUCCUAUCCUAGGGAUAAGGUGUUCUACUUUGCACAUGGCUUGCUUUAGAUACAAUUUUAAGAAUUUAAUUUUUGAAAAUUAGAUUAUUUCUUACUAGAUUACUAUAUUCAGUCAAGUAAUUUACAUGAAUUCUCAUACAUUUGAAGAGAAUUGUGUCAGUUUUAUUAGAGUAUUAAAGUAUACCAGAAUAAGGUCCCUAUAAGUAUGACAUAGUGAUACUAAGGAUUACAUGGUUUUCACAGACUUUACAAUAACAGUUGGUUGUACACAUACAAUAGAUUCAAUUGCUUUCUGUACAUGACCUGGUUAUAAGAAAGUACAAAACUAAUAUUUAAAAAUCUGAAUUAAGUUUCUUUAGUAGUGCAACAUUUUUUAUUGACUUGAACGAGUAAAUAUAACAACAAUAAAUUUCUUCAUUUAGA
Messenger RNA from Lytechinus pictus (painted urchin), 2324 nucleotides. RefSeq lists its product as uncharacterized. Gene Ontology annotation, cellular component: 90S preribosome; nucleus. Bases 38 to 883 code for a protein of 281 amino acids. The record is from RefSeq and is a predicted model, not a curated record. The transcript is spliced from 5 exons. Lineage: Eukaryota; Metazoa; Echinodermata; Echinoidea; Temnopleuroida; Toxopneustidae.